UUAUGAUCUCUUUAAAGAUUUUGUACUUCAAACAAAAGAAUUUGGGCGGAGCCGGGCUCCGACCCUAGUAACUAUAAAACGCUACAUUGGUUUCUGUAUUCUGGUGUGAGUUGGAGGCAAACUUGUAAAAGCCACGGGAGACGGGCGAUUUUGCCACCUUAAUCUUAGCUAGACUUUCAUACUCCUCCAAACAUUGUAGAAUCCUGAUAAGCUAAAAUUCCCUCUUAGAUCCUUUCUUUGUUUCGUUUCUCAUGGCUUUGUCGAGAAUCAUAAAAUCCCAUCAAAUUCUCUUCAAAUCUACCAAACCAAUUAGACCAAAUUGUUUGUCACUAGUCUUCUGUAAAAACCUGUUUUUUUCCUCAAAUCAACAACAACCCAUUUGCACCAAACUUCAAAACGACAAUUUUCUCUCACCAGAUCAGAUUAACAUCUCAAAUGCCUUCAUUUCAAUCCUAAUCAAGCAACCUUUUUCUCCAGAUAACCCAGAGCUCAAAAACCUCGUACCACUACUCACCAAUAAAGUUGUCGAAGCCGUACUAACAUCCAUCAAGAACUGGAGAGUAGCUCAUCUGUUUUUCAUGUGGGUUUCAAGUCAACAUGGUUAUAAGCAUAAUAUUUAUACUUACAAUGCCAUGGCCUCAAUUCUAUCACGUGCUCGACAAAAUGCCCUAAUAAAGACUUUGGCUUUGGAUGUCCUGAAUUCCCAUUGUUCUAUGAAUCCUGGGGCUUUGGGUUUUUUUAUUAGGUGUUUGGGGAGUGUUGGGUUGGUUGAUGAAGCUAAUAACUUGUUUGAUCAGGUUAAAAGAGUCGGUCUGUGCAUACCAAAUAGUUAUAGCUAUAAUUGUUUGUUAGAAGCUUUGGCCAAAUCUUGUUUGAUUGAUUUGGUUGAGGUCAGAUUGACAGAGAUGAGAGGUUUGGGGUUGGAAUUUGAUAAGUACACGCUGACGCCAGUUUUGCAGGUUUAUUGCAAUGCUGGGCAGUCUGAUAAAGCUUUGAGUGUGUUCGAUGAGAUGUUUGAAAGGGGUUGGGUUGAUGAACAUGUUUUUUCCAUCUUGGUUGUUGCCUUUAGUAAGUGGGGUGAAGUUGAUAAGGUAAUUGAAUUGAUCGAUAGAAUGGAAGAGCGCAAUAAGAGGUUGAAUGAGAAGACAUUUUUUGUUUUAAUUCAUGGAUUUGUGAGGGAAUGUAGAAUGGAUAAAGCUCUUUGCUUGUUUGAUAAAAUGCGAAAAUUGAAGUUUUGUCCUAGUAUUUCACUUUUUGAUGUGAUGAUUGGAGGGCUCUGUAUGAAUAAUGAGCUUGAGAAAGCAUUGUCUUUAUAUUCAGAAAUGAAAGAGUUGGGAAUUAAUCCUGAUUUUGGCAUACUGACAAAGCUAAUAUGUUCUUUCUCUAAAGAAGGAGAGUUGGAACGAUUGCUUGAAGAAUGCUGGGAAGAUAUGAAUUCACAACCUACGAACCUGCUUUACAAUUCUGUCUUGGAAGGCCUUGUUCGCAAUGGCUCAAUAGAUAUAGCUUACAAUCUUCUUCGAGCAGUAAUGGGGAACAACAGCAAUGGUGAUAGUAUUAUUGCUAAGUACUUUAUGGACAAAAAAGAAAUAAUUACCCUUAAUACUAAUUCAUUUCCUAUUGUUAUUAAUGGCUUGCUUGAUGCUGGUAAGAUGGAUAUGGCACUAACUCUCUUCGGAGAAAUGAUUCAAUUUGGUUGUAAUCAAACUUUGUUAGUUUAUAACAAUUUGAUUGAUGCACUGUGCAAGUUAAAUAGACUGGAAGAGAGUUAUGAGCUUUUGAGACAGAUGAAGGAAGUGGGGCUUGAACCAACCCAGUUUACACACAAUUGCAUAUUUGGGUGUCUUUGUCGGAGAGAGGAUGUUGAUGGAGCAGUUGAUUUGGUGAGAAAAAUGCGGUUUUAUGGCCAUGAACCAUGGAUAAAAUAUUCUACCUUGCUCGUGAAAAACUUGUGUCAACAUGGGAAGGCAGAGGAAGCUUGUAAAUUUCUCACUGAAAUGGUACAAGAAGGUUUUCUCCCUGAUAUAAUUACCUAUUCUGCUGCAAUGAGUGGUUUGAUCAAAAUUAAAUCAGUGGAUAAGGGUUUGGAGCUAUUCCAAGAUAUUUGUGCUCGUGGGUAUUUUCCUGAUGUAAUUUCUUAUAACAUACUGAUAAAAGCGCUAUGUAAGGUGCAAAGAGUUGCAGAAGCUGAGCAUCUCCUGAAUGAGAUGAUGCUGAAGGGACUCGUUCCCUCAACAGUAACAUAUAAUUUUUUGAUAGAUGGCUGGUGCAAAAAUGGUGAGAUUGACCAAGCUAUGCUUUGCCUUUCCAAGAUGUUUGGAAAAGAGAGGGAGGCAAAUGUCAUUACAUAUGCAACUCUAGUUGAUGGAUUAUGCAAUUUUGGAAGACCUGAUGACGCUCUAAAGCUAUGGAGUGAAAUGAAGAGAAAAGGUUGUGCUCCGAACAGAAUUGCUUAUCAUGCUCUCAUAAAUGGACUUUGCAAGUGUGGUAGGUCCUCUGCAGCUCUAGUUCUUUUCAAUGAGAUGAAAGAGAAGAAAAUGAGACCUGACAGCUAUGUCUAUAUAGCACUAAUAAGUGCUUUUCUAUCAGACACAAAUUUACCCUCUGUUUUUGACAUGAUAAAAGAGAUGGUUGAUGUAGGAAAUUUACCAGAUCCACUAGAUAAGAACUAUCUUAUCAUAAGAGAUGCAAUUUGUAAAUUGUCAGAACAUGCCAGAACAUCCUCUGGCAUAAAAGAUCUUAUAGAAGAGGGCAGGAUUCCAGAUGUCAGUCUCUCAGAAGGAGAUGAAGGUAUACAUAAGCCCUCUAUUUGAUCCAAUGUCAGGUAAGAUCACAGUUAAAAUUAAAAGAGAAUUUGUUUAAUCGUGGGAGCAAUGAUUGUUUUCUGAGUCGCAUCAUCUAUAUCCGGUGUUAUGUUAUCAGAUCCAGCAUAAUGAAAUGAGGUUUUUAGGGCCCUACAAAAUGACAAUAGUAAGUGCCCUUGGUUCAAUAUGCAAAGAAUAGGAAGGUCCAAUCUGCAACUCCAAGAACUAAAAGUGUGGAAGGAAACAUAACUGUCAAAUGGCAGUUUGGACACAUUCCCAAAAUACAGAGACUUUAACCCCUUAUUAAUAACCUUUUGUCAUUAAUAUUUUGAUAGCCGUCAAUAGAAGAAACAGGACCCUCCUCCAUGUAUCCAUCCUUUUUAAAGUACCCCUUCCCCAUUUAAGCCCUUUAUCCCCUGCACACCUGAGAGAAAGCAA
Messenger RNA from Durio zibethinus, 3242 nucleotides. The record is from RefSeq and is a predicted model, not a curated record. Lineage: Eukaryota; Viridiplantae; Streptophyta; Magnoliopsida; Malvales; Malvaceae.